CUGACAUCACUGCAACAUACUCUGCCUUCCGAUUCCCCUAGUGAACAGAUAACCACAUACGAUCCCGAACAACCAGCACGACCGAAAACAACUUGAAUCUCUCGACGGCGCCCCGGCCCCGCCUCAUCUGAGCCUUCAUGCCUACCUGAGGCUCACACCAUGGAUCUCGGCGAAUCUAGUGGCGGGAUCGAUGGCGGUUUUGGCGAUGAGCAGAAGAAACCUCGUCCCUUACCGGCCGACCUGCCAAAGUCCCUCAACGACCGGCGAAUACCAGCAGAGCUCGUUCAAGAAACAGAAUUCUAUGAUGCCUGGCAAGGGCAAUCACAGUUUCUGACCUCGCCCAUAACUGCGAAGCCCUUGAGCUUUGGCGACCUUUCACUGAACGACCCGGCCUACGACGAUGACAUCACCAAGGGCAUUGAGGACAGCGAUUCGAGGUUGAUGGAAAUGAUAGCAGCCCAGGCGGCGCACGCAGCAGGGUCCGAUUUCGUCAACGAGGAUGUCGUAGCCAACGACGAGAAGCUCACCGAUGCCGAAAAGACGGCCACCCUACAGAAGGCACUUGCCAUGGCCGCCAGCAACGGCAAUGUCGAUCUUGUCAAGCGACUCCUGCAGGGCAAGGCAAAACAGUACGUUGACGUAAACGCGCCGGACGAGGACGGCACGCCGGCAUUGAUAUACGCAAGCUGCUUUGGACAUGAGGCUGUAGUACAGGCUCUCAUAGACGCCGGGGCCGAUGUGGACAGACAGGACCGGAAUCAGUGGAGCGCACUCAUGUGGGCCAUGACGAAUCGGCACAAGACGAUAGCAAAGCUGCUCCUCGACAACGGUGCUUCCGCAGAAACCAAGACAUCUUCGGGACGGACGGCGUUCGACUUUGUUGCUCCUGAUAGUGACAUGUCAUUUUAUCUCCACGACAAGGGAUACAAUAUUGGCAAUGCCGGAGUCACGGAUGACUUUUACAGCCCAGGCUUCUCUCAGGAUCGUUUCGAAGAAGAGAUGGCCGAAAAUGAGCUGCGGAGAAGAAUGAUGAUGGAGAGCGCACGCGACCUCGAAGUUGACCUAGGAAACGUUGGCAUGGAUGAUCAGCCAGAGGCUGCCGAUGAAUUUGACGAGGAAGAAGAGCAAGAGUUUGACUGGCUUCGAUGCACUCAUGAUCAAAUGUUUGUUUUUCAGGAGACCGAACUCGACCGCAUUCUUGACAUCAUCAUAACAAACAUGAGGCCGCAGAGGACGCCUUCGCAGAAGCCGGUCCCAGCCAACAUGAUAUUUUUAAGUGCCAGAUACGCACACUACCACUCCAGCCCAGAACUGCUGGCAAAACUCCUCAUAACAGCCAUGGAUAAGAUCAACGACGUGGUUGAGGAACAUCAGUGGGAUAUGACUAUAUUAGCUUUUUGGAUAUCAAACGCCACCCUGCUCUUGCACUACCUGAAGAAGGAUGCAGGUCUUGUGGGUGCAACGGCCGAGUUUCAGGCACAACUCGCCGAACUCAUCAACGAAAUCUUUAUUCUGAUCGUACGUGAUGCCGAGAGGCGACUAGACAAGGUUCUAGACCCGGCGAUGCUAGACCACGAGACAAUACCGGGUUUUGAAGACAUCACUUUUCAAAACGAAUGGAAACUUUUCAAACGGAAGAAGGAGGUCAAGGAGGAGCCACUAGAGAGGAGAUAUCGACCACCCUCGCCGAAACAGAGGGCUAAGCCGGCGCCACGCAACGUGACUUCACUCCUCUCAUCGACUCUUUUCGUUUUGGAUCUUUAUGAUAUUCACUCGGUCAUCACCUGCCAAAUCAUCUCGCAACUUCUCUAUUGGAUCGGAGCUGAGCUCUUCAACCGCAUUAUGUCCAACCGCAAAUAUCUGGCGCGGACCAAAGCCAUGCAGAUCCGCAUGAACAUUUCGGUUCUAGAGGAUUGGGCGAGGCAAAACAACCGAGCGCCGGAACAUUACGAGCACGGAGAGAUGCGAUCUACUGGUGAAGCGACUGUCGAAGCGGCCAGGAGGCACUUGGCGCCUGUGAUCCAGCUGCUGCAGUGGCUUCAAUGUUUCUCCUCCCUCGGAGCAGACGACCUAGAGGCACUCGUAGGCACGCUGCAACAGCUAAAAUCACUCAGCCCACAACAACUCAUACAUGCUGCAGACCACUACAGGCCGGAGGUGGGCGAGAAAGGGCUACCGAAGAGUGCGUUGAAGUAUCUCGUAGCCAUACAAAAAGAAGCUACGCUCCGGCGCGAGAAGCAACGAGCCAAGCCAGGGAACACCAGUGCACCGUUGACCCCACAGAAAGGAGGUGCAAAUGGGGAAAAUGAUAAGAAAGGCUCUCCAUCGUCAUCACGCGGGGAUGCAGAUGAUGAUGAUGACGAUGACGACGAUGCGCCAGAGCACCUCCUACUAGACCCGGCCGUCAUGCUGCCGUUCUCAUUACCGUCGGUGACAGACAUGCUAGUUACGUACGGUGCUGGAUUUGGUGGCGUGAACCGGGAGCGGGAGCGCAAGUACAUACCAACGGUCCCACCGGAAUUCUUAGCAAAGCUGGAACAAUUAAACCAGGCUCAGGGCGGCGGGAGUGGCGUCAAGAAGCCCAUGUUUGGGGAGAAGGACUGGGAGAACGAGGAAGUGUAGCUGUAACUGACUAGCAGCGAAUGUGCCACGAAGCAAAAAGCAUACAAACAGGCGUUCUUUGGGCUGCAAGGUUAUGAUAGAUGGCAUCAUGAAAAUUGCUGUUUGGGUUUUGCCCAACUCACCGC
Pyricularia grisea is the source of this 2747-nucleotide messenger RNA. RefSeq lists its product as uncharacterized. The transcript has 4 exons. Gene Ontology annotation, molecular function: GTPase binding. NCBI's taxonomy places the organism in Eukaryota, Fungi, Ascomycota, Sordariomycetes, Magnaporthales, Pyriculariaceae. Bases 160 to 2622 code for a protein of 820 amino acids. The record is from RefSeq and is a predicted model, not a curated record.